This is a messenger RNA of Purpureocillium lilacinum, 4419 nucleotides long. RefSeq lists its product as uncharacterized. Gene Ontology annotation, biological process: transmembrane transport. Gene Ontology annotation, molecular function: ABC-type transporter activity; ATP binding; ATP hydrolysis activity. The record is from RefSeq and is a predicted model, not a curated record. NCBI's taxonomy places the organism in Eukaryota, Fungi, Ascomycota, Sordariomycetes, Hypocreales, Ophiocordycipitaceae. Gene Ontology annotation, cellular component: membrane.
AUGGCCCGCAAUGACACCGAGUGCGGUGAUGGCGCCUUCGGGCCGGGCGUCUGGAGCCAAGGCUGUCGGGGCGGCUUUGACUUUACGUUGUCAUUUGAAGAGAGCAUACUCACAAUCCUCCCCGCGGCCGUAUUUCUCGUCUUAGCUGGUGGCCGAUGCGUCUACCUCUUUCGUUCCGGGGACAAGGCCAAGCGUGAGGCAACGUAUACCCCAAAGCUGAUUACGGGCUGUUUGUAUGCUGCCCUCAACGUUGCCCUUCUCGCCGUCGUCGCGUCCUCUCCCCGAGCAGGCUCGAAACUUGCCAUCGCCGCCGCCGUGCUCAGCCUCCUCGCAUCGUUCACAAUCGUCAUACUUUCCCACGUCGAACACGUGAAGUCUAUCCGCCCGUCCUUUCUGCUGACGAUAUAUCUCUUUGUCUCGCUGUUAUUCGACGCUGCUCGUCUACGCACCGAAUGGCUCAUCGCCGCAUCGGCCAGCUCCGCCUACGCAGGCGUUCUCUCUGCGUCUGCAGGAUUGAAGCUCUCCCUCUUAGUACUGGAGACAGUCGAGAAGCGCAGCAUCUUAAUUGAAGGCGGAUCCAGCCCGUCGCACGAGAGCACCAGUGGACCUCUAAGCCGCGGCUUCUUCGUUUGGCUCAACCCACUGCUUAUCACAGGCUGGGCGACGGUGCUCACGAAUAAUGACCUGCCAACCAUCAACGAGAGGCUCUCAUCAAGGCGACUUGACAAGCGCUUUGCAACCAAAUGGGACAAGGCAACGGCCGGCGGCCGCAAGCCGAUGCUGUUCUUGACUACCCUCAACGUGCUCAGAUGGGAGCUGCUGAGCAUUGCCUUACCGCGCGUUGGGAUGAUUGGCUUGAGCAUCUCACAGCCGUACCUGGUGUCGAAUGCGCUGCGUUUCUUGUCGAUGCCCAGUGGCGAGGCGACGACAAACCUGGGCUACGGGCUUAUUGGCGCCUUUGCAUUUGUCUUUAUCGGCUCAGCGAUACUUACUGCUUGGCACGAGCACCUCACUUUCCGCGCCGGCGCCAUGAUCCGCGGCGGCCUCAUCUCGCUCAUCUACCGAAAGAUGGUCCGCCUGCCUACCAAGCAGCUUGGCGAGUCGUCGGCCGUGUCGCUCAUGGGAAACGAUGUCGAAAUGCUCACGGAGCGCAUCAACAUGCUCCUCGUGGAGUCGUGGGCGAAUACAAUCACUGUCGCCAUUGCCAUGUGGAUGCUUACGCAGCAGCUCGGCGCUGUGUCGGCGGCCCCGAUCAUCAUGAGCUUGAUUUGCCUCUUCCUCAAUACCAUGAUCGGCCGACUCAUGGUUCCCCGCCAAAUCACGUAUCAAAAGGCAACCCAAGAUCGCAUCAACUUCACGUCCGAGGUGUUGGGUUCGAUGAAGGCCGUCAAGAUGCUCGGCUACUCUGACACCUUCACCAAGCUCAUCGAGACGAAGCGCGACAAUGAUAUCAACUCUGGCAAGCAGUUCCGUCUUCUGAAUGUCUGGGCCAACGUCAUCACCAACGGCAACAUUGCCAUUACUCAAACAGCGACCUUUGGCGCAUAUGCCAUUGCCGCCAAGGUAUCUGGAUCUGAGCCCUUCUCUGCUGCACAGGCCAUCACGGCUGUCUCGAUUCUCAAUGUCAUGAUGUUGCCGCUCAGUCUCUUGCUUGGCAGCAUUCCGUUCUCGUUCUCCGCCUUUGGCUGCUUCAAGAGAAUCCAAGAGUUUCUACUCCUGCCCGAGCGCAUCGACAGUCGCGCUAUUCAGUCGGGAUUUGGAGAUGGUGUAUCAGUAAGGUCCACCGAUGGUUCAUCAACCGACGGCAUCGAGCUGCAGACGUUCAAGCACAAAGGAGACCCCUCUGCAUCCGUAACGAUCGCAAAUGGCAACUUUGACUGGGGCGAGAAACCUGUUUUGCGCGAAAUUGACACCAAGCUGCCUCAACACCAGACGGGCUCGCUUACCAUGAUCAUUGGGCCAAUUGGAUCUGGAAAGUCGACCUUUCUCAAGGCUAUACUCGGCGAGACGGCAUCUUCGAACGGCCACGUUUCUUUGAGCUCACAGGCCGUGGCGUUUUGCGAUCAAACGCCAUGGGUGCUGAACGCUACGAUCAGGGAGAACAUCAUUGCGGAGACAGAAGGGUACAAUGAGUCCUGGUUCAAGGCGGUCGUUGAGGCGUGCGACUUGGCCGUCGACCUUGGCCGAUUACCUGACGGCGCCGCGACUGUCGUCGGCGACAAGGGAUUGAAGCUCAGUGGCGGGCAAAAGCAGCGUAUUGCUAUUGCACGUGCAGUUUACGCGAGAAAGCCAGUUGCGAUAUUUGACGACGUGUUUAGUGGACUGGAUAAAGUCACGGAGAAGACUGUGUUCAACCGCGUCUUCGCCCAGGAUGGUCUGCUGCGAAGGAGCGGUACAUCCAUCAUACUCGCAACGCACGCUGUUCAUCAUCUUCCCGAUUCUGACUUUGUCAUUGCGCUUAACAAGAACGGAUCGAUUGUUCAGCAGGGGACCUUCAACGACCUGCGCUCCAAGGGAGGCUAUGUGCGGGACCUCGAUAUCUCACUGCCGCACUCGGACAAGCCAGACGAGGAUGUUGUCGAGGAGCCUGAAGAUGGUGACAGCGAUAGCUACGACAAACAGGCUGCGGCAGAGGAGAUUGAGGAGCCUCAAGGCCGCGCGAGCGACCGAAGCACCUUCAAGUACUACCUUGCAUCGGUGACGUGGUUGAACAUUAUUCCCGCAGGCUUGUACAUUGUCCUUCAUACCUUCUUCUACAUGUUCAGGUAUAUCUGGCUCACUUGGUGGGGAGAAGGCAGAGGCCAUGAGAGCACCGACGUGGGCUAUUGGCUGGGUCUGUACGCGUUCAUGGCCGUCGUCGAGAUUGCAGGCGUUUCCUUAGCAAUCAUGCAAGGAUUGAUCUUCAUGGGCCCGACCAGCGGCAAGACGUUGCACACCAGAGUGCUCAACGCGGUCAUGAAUGCACCUCUCUCCUUUCUGUCAAAGCACGAGACGGGCUCGCUUGUCAACCGGUUCAGUCAAGACAUGCGACUCGUCGACAUUGUGCUGCCCAUCUCUCUCAGCAUCUUUAUGUUCGAGGUGACCUUGUGCUUUGCUGUCGCUGGUCUCGCCAUCAGCGCCGUAAGCUAUUUUGCCAUCUGCAUCCCAUUUGUCGCGGUUGUGCUCGCCGUCAUCCAGCGGUUCUACGUCCGUACUUCCAAACAACUGCGUCUCUUGGAAAUUGAACACAAGGCCCCGCUGUACUCGCAUUUCCUUGAGUCGAUCAAUGGCCUCGCGACCAUACGUGCUUUCGGCUGGAUCCGCCCUUACGUCGACAAGGGCAUGGACCUUCUUGACAAUGCGCAAAAGCCGUCGUACCUGCUCUACUGUAUUCAGCGUUGGCUCACGCUCGUCCUUGAUCUCGUCGUCGCAGGGCUCACGAUUUUGCUGGUAGCAUCUGCGGUCGCUCUGCGUGGCAAGAUUAACCCGUCGCUGCUCGGCAUCGCGCUCGUCAACAUGAUGGAUUUGGGGAACAACCUCAAAGGCAUCGUGCUGCAAUGGUCGACCCUGGAGACGUCGCUAGGUGCUGUGACCAGGAUCAAGAACUUCUCGGAGAAUGCGCCCUCCGAGAGCCUCCCAGAGGAGAACACAGUACCGAGCGUACAGUGGCCAGCUCGCGGCGACUUGGAGCUCCGAAACGUGUCUGUGCAGUACGACUCUACCGAGGAACCUAUCCUGCACAAUCUCUGCAUGACAAUGAAGCAUGGCCAAAAGAUUGGCCUCUGCGGGCGCAGUGGUAGUGGCAAAAGCUCCACCAUUCAGGCCCUCCUGCGUCUCGCCAACGUUGUUGAGGGUCAGAUCGUGCUCGACGGUGAGGACAUCACACGGGUGCCGCGCUCGCUCCUCCGUGAGAAGCUCAGCUGCCUCACCCAAGAGGCUUUUCUCUUUACAAACACCAUCCGAUUCAAUAUGGACCCGCUUGGCGAGCACAAUGACGAGAGUGUGGUGGCAGCACUCGAGCGUGUGGGCCUGUGGGCUGUGAUCCGCAGCAAGCUUGGAGACGAAAAGGAGUCGCCACUGGACGAGAAGAUGGACGAGACGUUCUUCUCUCAUGGGCAGCGGCAGUUGCUUUGUCUGGCGCGGGCAUUGUUAAAACGGAGCUGUGUUCUCAUCCUCGACGAGCCAACCAGCAGUGUCGAUAGCCAAACGGACGCGAAGAUUCAGGAAGUCAUUCGUACCGAGUUCAAGGAUCGCACCAUCAUAAUGAUUGCGCACCGUCUUGACACGUUGCUGGACUUUGACAAGGUGGCUGUCCUGGAUAGGGGCUUGCUGGUGGAAUAUGAUGCGCCGGGACAAUUGCUGCGGGAUGGAGACAGCUACUUUGCCCGACUGUACCGAGCAGAGAAGUCGAAGCGGGGGGAAAAGCAGAGCUCUAGCUAA